Messenger RNA from Striga asiatica, 573 nucleotides. NCBI's taxonomy places the organism in Eukaryota, Viridiplantae, Streptophyta, Magnoliopsida, Lamiales, Orobanchaceae. The record is from the annotation of a GenBank genome assembly.
AUGAGAAACACAGCCAUUCGAAAACUCGUUAGAUUUCUGUUGAGACGCAUUUCGCUCAAGAGUAACCUUCUCCUGCUCGGGCCUUUGACUUUUGUUCCUCUGGUCAAAACAGUUGACUUCCAUAUUCUGAACAUCUUGAGGCAAAUCAAGAUCGGAUCAGCACUAUUGAACCCACCAUUCGAAUAUCGCGCGUUCUCGUCAAAAGUUCCACUCGAGCACUCGUCCAUCUCAGUCGAUACUUGGUCGACAUGCACAGAAGAAGCUGACACAAUAAAUUCUCCCUUAUCCCCAAGCUCGAACACGAUAAUCGACGAACAAGCCCCACAUAUCAACUUCUGUUUGCUUUCACCCAACAAAACGCGUCUCCUCGGAAUUUUAAGCACCUCGAAGCAAUUACUGCACCCUAUAAAAGGGGCCCCGCCAGCCACCGGGCUUUUAUGGCCCGCAACAAACUUUCUCGGGUGGCGCUUGGGCUGUGAUGAUGAUAAGGGUGGGGUCGAACAUACUGCGAGUGGGGCUCGUAAGAAGGCCCGCGGAGAAUUUCGGGCUUGUAUGGACACGAACUGUACUUGA